Molecule: messenger RNA, 5395 nt
Organism: Leptinotarsa decemlineata (Colorado potato beetle)
Lineage: Eukaryota; Metazoa; Arthropoda; Insecta; Coleoptera; Chrysomelidae
Cellular component (GO): nucleus
Molecular function (GO): zinc ion binding
Source: RefSeq, a predicted model, not a curated record
CCUUCCUUAUCCCAGAAAUUGGAUUAUUUGAAGAUGUUACAAAGACAAAAUCUGGGCCAAUUACCUUCUAGUUAUUCAUCAAAAGCCCCUCAAAGAGUCAAUCCAGUGGCUAGUUCUUCUGCAGAAAAAAAUCCUCGGAGGCUACAGAAAAAUCCACUCGCUAUUAGUAAUGCCCAAGUUCAGUCUUUUCUCGAUAUAUACAUUGAAAAAUCUCCUCCAAGUGAAGCAGGACAAGGGGAUGGCACAGCUUCGGAGACUGUGGUGCUUGCAUGCAAGUUGUGCGGUUUUAGAGCAAAUAAAUUCGCACUAAUUCAAAAUCAUCUAUGUUUUUGUAUCACUGGCCAAAGUCUACUCAAAAAAGCCCUUGAGAAAAAUACACAAUCAAGAACUAAACGAGUACCAAAAGCUACACCACCGCCAGUAGCCAAACCACCACCACCAGUAGCCAAACCACCACCACCAGUAGCCAAACCACCACCACCAGUAGCCAAACCACCACCACCACCACUAAAUUUACUACCACGUGGAACUACGAAAACUCAGAAGAUCCAUAGAUCACUUUUGAAUCCAGAAUUCCGAAUGCUUUUUGUCUGCACAUGUUGUGAAUACUCAUCAACUAGCAGAGAAAUUUAUAAUAUGCACCUAUUGGUAUGCCCAAAAGCUAAAAUGAUGCAAUAUAACCAUGCACUGCGACCCAAUGAAACGAAGAAAGUUGAGAAGUCAAAAGAAAAUUCGAAAACUAAUGAAGUGAUUGAUAUAGAUGAUGAACCCACUUCGGAAAAGGCUACCAGUGAUCUGAAUUCUGCAUCGCAGACUGAUACAUCAGUAAAAAAUGGUGUUCACCCAACCAUACCUCCAACAUCUUCGGGUACCGAAUCAUCUGAACUUGAGAAGUUACCUCAAGCAGAGGCGAUGGAGGAGUCCAUGGAAACAGUUUGUGAUUCCAAUACGCAAGGAAAACAAAUUGUGUCCGAUCAAAGUUUGACAACCUCUGAAGCUGAGCUUGGUGACCCGCCUUUGAAUGAAAAUGUAGACACCAAUUCAGACCCGCCAUGUUCCCCAUUAGCUGCUGAUGAACCAGUGUCAGAUACAGAUUCGCAAGUGUCCAAUCAAGAGUUAUUGAAAAGAGAAAAUGAAAGUGAAGAUAUUGCGAUGAUGACUGAAGAUCUACGCUGUAACAUAACAGAAGAAGAAUUGCCUAAGUCCGAUAAUGCUUCAGACUUGACAAAGUGUAAUAAGGAACAAAACUCAUUGCAAAGUGAAAAUAACAAUAGAACGAUACUUUCAGAUGACCAAACUCAGAUGACCAAGAUAACAGAAUGUCAACUGUCCAUGUCUAAUACCUUAGGAAAAAAAGAGCAAUGUGGGGAGAAAAACUUAUUGCAAAACCAAGAUGAGAAUGGUAGUAAAACCGUACUGUCAGAUGAUGAAUACUCCAAGGUAGAAAUAGAACAAAGCCAAAAUAAUGAUAACAAUAUAUCCUCAGAUGAUCAUUACUCCAAGACAGAUGAGAACCAACUGUGCAGUUCAAGUCAAACAGAGGUAACCAAUGAAAAAGAAUCGGUGGAAACAAAAGACCACCUACCUGAAUCUGAUAACAAACAAAACAAGAACAGUAGUAUGAUGCUUCCCUCAGACGAUCAACAUUCCAAGACAGCAGAAGACGAACUGUCUACGUCUGAUAAUUCAUCAGGUCAAACAGAGCCAACAAAUGAAGAAGAAUCAUUGAAAAAUCAAAAUGAGAAAGAGAAAAUGGUGGUGUCCUCAGGUGAUCAGAAUUUAAAUUCUUUAGAAGACCAACUACUUGAGUUUGAAAACUCAAUAGGGGAAACAGUUCAAAGACAAAUGAAGGACAGUGAUAUGACGCUAGUCUCAGAAGAUCAGCAUUCCAAGGCAGCAAAAAGUCCACCCUGUGAGUCUGGUAAUUCGCCAGACCAAACAGAUGCAACUGAUGAAGACGAAGCACUGGAAAAACAGAAUGAGAAUGAUAAUAUGGAGGUUUUUUCAGGCGAUCAGAAUUCUAAUGCUACAGACGACCAACAGCCUGAGUCUGAAAACUCGAUAGAAAAAACAGAUCAAAGCCAAAUGCAGGACGUUGAUAUGACGCUCGUUUCAGAAGAUCAACAUUUCAAGACAGUAGAAAGUCCACCCCCUAAGUCUGAUGAUUCACUAGACCAAACAGAGGCAUCUAAUGAAGAAGAAUCACUGGAAAAACAGUACAAGAAUGAGAAUAUGGAGGUCUCGUCAGGUGAUCAGAAUUCUAAUGUUACAGACAACCAAUUGCCUAAGUCUGAAAACUCGAUAGAAAAAGCAGACCAAAGCAAAAUGGAGGACAGUGAUAUGACGCUAGUCUCAGAAGAUCAGUAUUCCAAGGCAGCAGAAGGUCCACUCUCUGAGUUUGAUAAUUCACCAGACCAAACAGAGGCAACUAAUGAAGAAAAAUCACUGGAAAAAAAGAACGAGAAUGAGAAUAUGAUGGUCUCCUUAGGUGAUCAGAAUUCCAAUGCUAUAGACAACCAACCACCUGAGUCUGAAAACUCAAUAGAAAAAACAGACCAAAGCCAAAUGGAGGACAGUGAUAUGACGCUAGUCCCAGAAGAUCAACAUUCCAAGACAGCAGAAGGCCUACUCUCUAAGUCUGAUAAUUCACCAGACCAAACAGAGGCAACUAAUGAAAAAGAAUCACUGGAAAAAAAGAAUGAGAAUGAGAAUAUGAUGGUCUCCUCAGGUGAUCAGAAUUCCAAUGCUAUAGACGACCAACUGCCUGAAUCUGACAACUUAACAGAAAAAACAGACCAAAGCCAAAUGGAGGACAGUGAUAUGCCGCUAGUCUCAGAAGAUCAACAUUCCAGGACAGCAGAAGGUCUACUCUCUGAGUCUGAUAAUUCAUCAAACCAAACAGAGGCAACUAAAGGAGAAUCUGUAGUCUACUCAGAUGAUCAAAGUUUGAACCCAAUAGAAGACCAACUGCCUCGAUCUGAUAACUCUUUACGAGCUAUUGAGAAAAAACAAUGUGAGAAUGAUAGUGUGACUCUACCCUCUUGUGAUCAAUAUUCAAAUACAGCAGAAGACCAAUUUUCCAAAUGUGAUAAAUCAUCAGACCAAAUGGGGCUAACUAGAGAAGGAGAAUCAAUGGGAAAUCAAAAUGGGAGUAUAGGUUUAUCCUCAGAUAGUCAACAUUUCAAGCCAGCAGAAGACCAACUGUCUAAAUCGAGUAAUUCACCAGACCAAACAGCUAAAGAAGCAGAAUCAUUGAAAAAUAAGAAUGAGAACAAGGUUUCUUUCUCAGAUGAUCAACAUUUAAAAGCAGCACAAGAUCAACAAUCCAAGUCAGCUACAGAGUCAUCAAGAGAAACCGACUUAAUCAAGGAAAGUGAAUCGUUAAUGAACCGAAAUGAGAAGAGUACAAUGACGAGACUCUCAGAUGAUCAUAAUUUUGAUCACACAGAGAACCAAUCAUCCAAGGCUCAUAAUCCACCACACCCAACAGAGCAAUCUGGCAAAGAAUCUUUCUCAGAUAAAGGAACAACUUUGACGUGCGGAUCAACUUGUGAAUUGAUUGUGAACGACAAAACCUCAACAGAAACACCUUCUGAUGUAGUGAAUGAGACAGAUGAUGAACUGCUAGAAAUAUUUGUUUUAUUUUGCGAUUCAGAGACUGGCGAUGAUGUAUCCUUGUCAGAUAUACCUCGAGACCCAUUAUACUUUGACGAGUCUCUUUUGGAUGGGCCAUUAAUUCAGGAACCCACAGACAAACAACUAUCAACAAGUUCUACAUGUUCUGCUGUUUCAAAAGAUGAAAUAAAACCUACAAGCAAAAAUGUGAAACUAGAUAAAGAGCUUGUGAUAUAUCUGACUAGGGAUUUUGUAGUUGAAAAUAAUGAAAUCUAUCAACAGAAAAAAAUGUUGGUUAUAUCAAAAGAAACAGAAACAAUAAAGAAAAAAACAUUUAAAGGAGGAUAUCCUAUGAACACAAAUGGGAAUUCUUCAUCUACUGAAUCUGGUGAAAAAGAUGGUCAAAAUACUAGAGAUGAAUCGACAAUGGAGAUUUCGGCUAGGCAAACGUCUGAUGAUGAUGAUGAUGAUGAUGAGACUCCCAUGGACACGAUGGAACAUUCGGAUAUAUCUGAAGCAGAUGAGGAGCCCCCACCAAUCGACAAAUCUACAGAGUUGGUGAAGAGUUCUUCAACCAAAGUGAGUGAUAAAAAAUCUAAGCUUCCAGAAAAAGCUAAAGGCAAUUUGAGUGGAAAAACAUGUGAAGAUGAGUCCCCAGUGGAAGUUGCAGAGUCUCUAGCAACCGAAAAAAUUAAACCAGCAAAUGAAACUGAUGACAAAAUGGUAAAUACUACGUUCACAAAAAGUGCUGAUGAAACCACAAAGAAGGCUUGUUUUCCAUCAUCUUCAAACACAUAUUUGAGAAGAACAACAGAGAAGCUUGGAUCCAAGAUGAAACCACUAGUAGUUCCUAAAAUUGAAAUACCUAAAGAUCUUGCAAUUUUUAAAUGUGAUUCUUGUUCUUUCAAUACCAGAAACCAUUUCAGAAUGGAGAACCACGUUUUGUCGCAUUUUUCACAGUUCAUAAAAAAUAAAGAAUAUUUGUGUGAGAAAUGUAGAGUUAGUUAUGGGACUGUGGGACUAUUCUAUGAUCAUCUCAAAAUGAGACACACUACGUUCAACUACAAAGUAUUCUUCUGGUGUGUGAAUUGUGCUUUAGUUUUCAGGCAGAAACCUGACCUGACUGCACAUUUACGUAAAUGUCUUAACAAAGAUAAAAUUGUGAGGUUGUUCAAAAGCAAUCUUUCCAUUUUUUGUAUGAUGUGCGAGUACGAGACAAAUGAUGUGAAUCAUGCGAAAACUCAUCUUCAACAGUGCCGCCAAAAAAAUGCAUUUGUGAUUCCAGAUGUUAUUGAAAUUGAUUAGAGUAUUUUUUUUCUCACAAAGAAUGUUUGUAAUAUAUGAAGCCAUCAAGUGAAGUGACUCGCGAUAUCAGUGUUGCCUCUGAUUGGCAUUGAAUAUUUUUUUGUAUUCCUGGACCAACUGAAAAUUCAGAUAUGCUUUGUGUUACCGAGGUACAAAAAAUCGUGUAAAUAAUAAUAGUGAAACUAUCUUUCAAGAAUACCAAAAAGGUGCUACCAUUUUGAGAAAAAGAAAACUAUUAUUUGACAAUUUCAGAAGUGUACAGAAAUGUACAGAUCUAUAAACUUGACUUUCCCAUUAAAAUGUUUCAAGGUAAUAUAUUUUGUACUAAAGGUAAAAUGUAUAGUGGUUUUUCUUAAAUAAUUACUCUUUCGAGAUAUUAAUUCUGAUGAAAUAGGGAGAGGUAUUAUUUAUUUUCUUGAUACAGGUCAAUUUAAUAUCAAUUUUCACUAUUGGGGCAUUCAAAUAGGAAAGAUAU